Messenger RNA from Coffea eugenioides, 568 nucleotides. RefSeq names its product mitochondrial import inner membrane translocase subunit Tim9. The record is from RefSeq and is a predicted model, not a curated record. Bases 99 to 380 code for a protein of 93 amino acids. The transcript has 2 exons. NCBI's taxonomy places the organism in Eukaryota, Viridiplantae, Streptophyta, Magnoliopsida, Gentianales, Rubiaceae.
GUUGUUGGCAGAGCUUUUAACUUGGAUAGCUAGCUAGGGUUUUGGAACCUCUGAAAAUCAAUUGGGAAGGAAAAAGGAGGAAGAAGAAGAAGAAGAAGAUGGACAAGAGCAUGCUUGGAGACUUGGAUUCUCUUCCGGAAGAAGAUAAGGUUCGAAUGUCGGCUAUGAUCGAUCAACUCCAAAUCCGUGACAGUUUAAGGAUGUACAACUCACUGGUGGAAAGAUGUUUCACCGAUUGUGUAGACACCUUCCGACGGAAAACUUUAGAUAAACAAGAGGAGACUUGCGUACGCCGUUGUGCUGAGAAGUUCUUGAAGCACUCGAUGCGCGUUGGGAUGAGAUUUGCAGAACUUAACCAAGGUGCAGCAACACCAGAUUAAAAGUACCUCUAAGAUGUGUUGUUGGGAUACCUUUUUUAAGAGCAAACUAUAGUCAGUAUGCACUAUGAGAUUUUUUUUGUGCUACAUUAUACAUUGGCCGAGGAGCAUUCUUAAAUUUUGAUGCAACUGAGACAUUCAAUAAUAGGGUUAAGUCAUUUGCUCUUUAUAAAUUAACGUCAUUUGCUUCA